AUGCGUUGCUUGGAAGGACUGUUUCUCAAAGCUCUGGUUUUCCAGCAUGUUGUCCUGUUCCUGUCACACACUUCUGAAGGCCAAUUCUGGGGAGCUGGACCCUCUCAGACCAUAUCAGCAUUAGUUGGUGAUGAUGUGAUCUUGCCAUGUCGCCUUGAAUCUGCAGCAGAUGUUUUUUACAAAAGUGUGGAGUGGGGGAGACCAGACCUGGAACCCAGAUUUGUCCAUGUGUGGCAUGAAGGCAGAGACUUUCUGUCUAACCAAAAUCCAUCUUACAAAGGAAGGACAUCCGUGUCCAUCGAGAAACUGAGACGUGGAGACCUCUCACUGAGCCUGUCUGCAGUCAAACACUCUGAUAAUGGAAUAUACAGAUGCUACUUUCCACCACUCAGUAAAGAAUACAAUAUCAAGCUUGUUGUUGGCUCCGUCUCCUCGGCUGUGGUAACCGGGGUGAAAUUGAACAGCACUGUUGUGGUUGUACAAUGCAAGUCUAAAGGCUGGUAUCCAGAGCCUGAGGUGUUGUGGCUGGACAGUGAGGGAAACCUCCUCCCUGAUGGAUCUACAGAGACCCUCAGAGGACCUGAUGAUCUCUAUACAGUCAGCAGCAGAGUGACUGUGGAGAAGACAAACAGGGACAGCUUCACCUGUAGAGUCCAACAGAGCACCAUCAACCAAAUCAGAGAUAUACACAUUCAGAUUCCAGAACUAACACACUUCAAUGAAGACAAAGAAAGCACAGUUCAGAAAGAUCUGCUUCUGCAAGACAUCAAAAACAAUGAGCGUGACCGGGUGGUGAACACAUUGAAGGAGCAGAGGAAGAUUCAAGACAUGUUGGAGACACAGAGGAAAAACUUGGAGGAACAAAGAAAGAAGCUGGUGAGUUUCAUAGAAGAACUCAAAGCUCAAGAAAAUCAGAUGGGGACAAAUAUCAUAGAAACUGAGAAGAAGCUUGAGGCAGCUAAGAAGGUAGCAGAACAGGACAAAGGAAAAGGAAACUUUGAACUGAUGGAUAUUAUAUUAGAGGCCAAAAAACAGCUGCAGGCCCGGAAGCACAAAGAUAGUGAAUUGAUAACAGGUGUAUGGAUACUACUGAAUGAAACAGAUAAGUUGCAUCAAAACUUAAAAACUAAAAUAUCUCCAGAAGAGAGAAGUGAUGAUCCUAAUCAGAAAAAGACAGAGUCGCCGGAGUGUGAUGAAAAGGGAAAGUGA
This is a messenger RNA of Notolabrus celidotus (New Zealand spotty), 1209 nucleotides long. Its product is annotated as butyrophilin subfamily 1 member A1-like. The record is from RefSeq and is a predicted model, not a curated record. Lineage: Eukaryota; Metazoa; Chordata; Actinopteri; Labriformes; Labridae. The coding region runs from base 1 to 1209 and encodes 402 amino acids. The transcript has 4 exons.